AUGCCCGCCGAGGACGUCGAAUCCCGCAGGCUGUUAGCAGGCAGCGACAUGACCUCCCAGCACGAUCCGUACGCGAGCCAGUUCUACGCACAACCACCCAUCGACUACCCACCGACGCCCGGCUUUCCUGGCGCACCAGGCCAUCCUUCCGGUCCCGCGCCUGGCUACGCUCCAGGUCACGGCCCCGAUAUGUACGGACCGCCAGCAGAGUCUGGAAGCCAUCUCGCACCUGUUGCGACCCUUCCUGGCUAUACCCCGGUGAUGAAUCCGGCAGCAGGCCCUCAGAAGCCUGGCGAUGGAGCGGCCACAAGCGCCAACAGGUUUCGCCUUCGUCUCACCAAUGCUCUGCGGAUCAAGAUGAAUUGGCGCGACAUCUUGAGCAGGAAAUGGGCCGUGGCCUUUAUCUGCAUUGUGGCUCUCCAGGCUGUCAUCUGCUUGACUUUCGAGACCUAUAUCUACCUGAAAAUCAAAUCGAACCUCAAGAGCGACAUCCGUAACGACUUCCAAAAACAAAUCAACGUCAUUCCGACCUUCCUCCCCCUCUUCUACUUCGGCUUCGUCUACCAAAAUAUCCUGGUUUGGGAUUCCCUGCGAGCUAAGAACACCAUCCAGAUCAUCGGCGUGUGCUUUGCCAACCUGGCACUCGUUGUGUAUACCGCUGUCCAAGUCGACCAGACCCGCACUUCUCUAAAAGAUAUGGAGGACGACAAGGAUAGGGAGCUGGCUGACGGAGUCGAUGACGAGGCCGUGUUUGCCAGCAUCAGGGCCCUCUUGUUCACCACGCCAGUCCUUCUGACUGUGGGUACCAUGGGCAUCGCGCUCUGCACGUGGCAGCUCUACAAAGUGUUUGCAUGGGAUACUCUCAAGGUCGUCGGCGCCGAUUACAAGAUGAAGAAGCGCUACAUGUACCACCAGAUUUACAUCGCUCUCCUCAAAAUCGACUUCUUCUUCUGGAUGGCCUUCAUCAUUCAGCUCGUCUCCAGUACACCAUCGAACGACGUCGAGUUCGCACUCUCGAUCGCCGCCAUCCCCGUCACCAUUGGCAUCAUCGUCCUCGCCGCUUUUUCCGCCAAGAGAGAAAAUAUCUGGGGCAUGGUCAUCACCAUCAUACUCUACUUUGGAGGCCUGGCGUACUUUGCGUACAAGACGUACCGAAUCGGCUCCGACGCGGAGACGUGGUACCUGUACAUGAAGAAGCCGCUCAUCACCUUUGCCGUCUUGACAAUUGUGAUGAUCCUGGUCACCAUUGUCAUCGCCAUCAUCGUCAUCACUGGCUUUGGCAAGGGUCUAAAGAACUAUUUCGAAACGCCAACGUCCGACGAGGAGGGCGACGGCAAGGACGCGUUCAACAUGACCGGCACGGGCAACAACCGACACAGCCGCAUCACCAUCGAUUAA
Clonostachys byssicola is the source of this 1398-nucleotide messenger RNA. The record is from the annotation of a GenBank genome assembly. NCBI's taxonomy places the organism in Eukaryota, Fungi, Ascomycota, Sordariomycetes, Hypocreales, Bionectriaceae.